AUGGCAUUAAUACCAUUGUUGUUCUCAAACUGGUGGGAAGACUUGGAAGCUCCUUACCGUCUCCUGGACCCGGACUUUGGAUCAGCAUUGACAGCUGACCAAUUACUGACACCAUCUAUCCUGGAAAUUUAUUUGGCACCACGUGCAUUUGAACGUCGUCGCAGUCCACUGGCAUACUACCAACCCUGGGCAGAACUUCUUCGUCGUGGCGACACUGGAUCUUCAACCGUAAAAGCCGACAAGGACAGGUUCAAAGUCAUCCUAGAUGUCCAGCAGUUUAAGCCUGAGGAAAAAAACGUCAAGGUCGUUGACAAGUGCGUCGUCGUCGAGGCUAAACACGAGGAGAAACAGGACGAGCAUGGAUGGAUCUCCAGACAAUUUAUACGCAAGUACAUAAUUCCAGAGCAGUGCGACAUUGACCAAGUUAACUCCAGCUUGUCAUCUGAUGGAGUCUUGACCAUCAGAGCUCCAAGAAAAGACGUUCCUAAAUUGGAGAAUGAACGUCAGAUCAAAAUAGAGCACACUGGUAAACUAGCUAUCCGUGAGUCCUGUGAGAAGGAAUCCUGCGCAAAGACGCCUGCGCCAAGGUCUAGAAUGCAAAAGCCCACAUAG
Messenger RNA from Microplitis demolitor, 612 nucleotides. RefSeq names its product protein lethal(2)essential for life-like. The coding region runs from base 1 to 612 and encodes 203 amino acids. The record is from RefSeq and is a predicted model, not a curated record. Gene Ontology annotation, biological process: protein refolding; response to heat. Gene Ontology annotation, molecular function: protein folding chaperone. Lineage: Eukaryota; Metazoa; Arthropoda; Insecta; Hymenoptera; Braconidae. The transcript is spliced from 2 exons.